Messenger RNA from Cylindrotheca closterium, 5745 nucleotides. The record is from the annotation of a GenBank genome assembly. Lineage: Eukaryota; Bacillariophyta; Bacillariophyceae; Bacillariales; Bacillariaceae.
AUGAUACAGUGGAAACAACGCUUGUAUGCGUUUCUACUGAGACGAAUUCUGGGACCUUUCCUAGAUUCCGAGUCGUAUCAGAAACUCCACGACUCUAUUGAUGUUUCCUUUCAAGAAGGAAAGUUUGUGCUAAAGGAUAUUGGUCUCAAUGCAGACUACUUGACAGAAAAGUUGAUACAGUCCAAAUGUCCCGGAUUGUCGAUUGUGAAUGCCAAGGUGGAUCGUUUGGAAAUUAGUCUCAUGUUGAAGGAAACUUCCACAUUACAGGGUGACGAUAAUAAUGACUCUUCUGCACCCGCUACCAGAAAUAGUAGCUUUGCGUGGAGGGCCAUGAAAUUUGGAACAUCAUCCACAGAUGUUCCGGCGGUUGCCUUGUUUGCGGCAAUUGAAAUUGAUGGAAUCACAAUGGAAGUAGAAGCCAGCAGCGACCAUCGGCAUCCCACACGGUCACGGCAGGCUCCACUCCCCACCACCACCCCUGCCAAAACAUCAUCAUCGUCGGAAGCAGAAACAAAAGCAGAACCAUCAUCCAAAGGCUUAAUUGGAUCCUACGUUGAUGCAGCACUUGCCUCGCUGCAGCUAACGCUAAAAGUCACGAAGACCCAAGUGAUACUCCGCCAGAAACCAACCGGAACGGAAGAAUUCCAACCAUGGGUAUCCUUUGGGCUGUCGUCGAUUAGCUAUCAAGACGUUGACGUUUCUCGGAACCCUUCGGAAACCAAAACAAUCUUUAAAAAGGUGGUGGAUGUCUCCGAAAUUACCGUCCAGGCGGGAGAACGAAAAGUGGGUGUGGGCAGCGUGGUGACCCACCCGCAGUCGACCGUGGCUCUGGCCAAGGGGUCGGGACAAGUGCAACUGCGAGUAUUUGAGAGUACAAUGAAUGACGGAUCGACGACAAAUAUACAACGAGAUGUAGAAGUCAAUCUGAAUCAUCAAUUGCACCUAUCUGUGGAUAUUUUUUCCAUUCAGCAAAUCAAGUCGGUCCUGAAUGCUGUUGCUCAAGCGUCCGAUCCGGUCCAUGACGAUGAUUAUUCCAAAGAGCCAAUCGAGAUCAACAUGACCUCACUGGCUGGGAGUCCACUGAAUAAUAAUUCCACGGAUCGAGAGGAUAUUCAAGCGCUCAGUGUGAUUAUGAAACAGUAUCGAGAAGCCUAUCAUUUGGCGGAAAAUAAGCAACUGAAGGGCGGCGUCUUGAUUCCUACUAGCGCUUACAGAGAUGAUGGUGAUGUCAUGGUGGAAGAAGAUCCCGAGGGUGAUGGAUCCUUUGAUUUGUUUUUCGAUGCCAACGAUCAGAGUUUCUACAAUGCCGCGUCUGUUCUGGCAGAGAGCCAAAGGAUACAAGAAGAGUCAAUUCACAAGGAUGGAGAGAGUAGUGGUGAUGUAGUCAGCACCAAAGUUCGGUUUCAUUUGCAAAGAGCUGGGGUUAAAAUUGUCUUUCGCGAAUCAUCAGGUGGAAGGAGGAGUUUGGCCAUGUGUGAUGAAUACGUCCUCUUGACCAUGGAGGAUUUGAAUAUUUUGUACCGCAAGUCAAGUACAUCGUCUGAAUCGACUGUCAGUAUUGCGCAUCUAGUUAUUGAAGAUGCCCAACUGGAUCGAAGCAAGAGACCCAUAGGAAGUGUUUCGAUCGGUGGUGGGCCAAUUGUCGAGGGUGUUUUGGAUAUUGACACUCUCGUUGGAUUCAAUUCGUCUGACGAUGAAGGCGAAAUUGAUCAAGUUUUAUUUGAAGCUCCUUGCAUCAGUGUAUCAGUCAAGAAAGAUAUCAAUACAAAUGAAGAUACUCCGGAUUCGGUCGUUUGUGAAGCUUCAUUUUUGCCCUUGGAAGUUUGCAUCCGACAACGAACAUUAGCCAACAUAUCCAAUUUUGCAAACCAAGUUGGUGAUUCCACUCCCAAAGCCUCCAGCAAACAUGCGACGAAAUCAGAGAAAACGAAGCAACAGAUGGUAUUUGCACAAUUUAGUUGUCCGUCCAUCACUGUUGGCAUUCCUUUGAGUCGCGGGGUGCCCACAGCCCAAUUAUUUCAUCGUCACCAGACGGUGUUGCAAAAUGCCCCAAAGAAGGGGACGUGGCUGGGAUUUCUGAUGCUCAACAAUUCAUUCGAAUGGAAUGCAUUUCCAAAAGAGAACCAUCCUGACAUUAUGGUAGAAACUGGAACAUACAUGGCUCAUCAUAUGCUCAUGUUUGUUCAGUCGCCAGUAGGAGAUGUAGUUGAUGUGGAUGCUGCCAUACGAAGGGCUGAUAUAUUUGUAGCGAAUGGACGGGUGGAGGUAAAUCCUGUCACACCCAUAACGAUCGAGGUGAAGCGAAAUCACGAUGACGCUGGAAGGGAUUCUUUUCCUUUGGUGCCAUCGAUUUCAUCAUUCAAAGCGAGACAAGAAGAUGACGACGAAGACCUCAAGAUUGAUAAGCUCUUGUUCUCCAAAAUGGGAGAUGUCCACGCGGACUCCCGAAAGGAGCUUCGUGGAUCGGAUCCGCAAUUUGGAAUGGCUUCAGAAUCAGAGAAAGCAGAUACUGUUGUUUCGGUCAGCAUACCUGAAAUUGCCAUCGAGGCUACAAAAUCAGAAAUGGAGACUGUUUUGAAGGUGCUGGAAGCAUUGAAACCAGUGGAUGAACCAAAUGCUGGCACCAAAACGGACAGGCUAGACGAGCCAGCUGUCGCAUCGUCUUCAUCAAGGACUUGUAUCGCUCUGAAUGUAUCAAAGACGACUGUUGUUCUGAAAGAAGAUGUGAAAGAAACUGGUGGCAACGAAGACGCCUUUUCGUUGUUGGUUGCUCUUGACACAUUCAAAAUCCAUGCUCUGAAGCAGGGCUCGUCAACGCAACAUGUCCGUGUCUUGGCGCAUGAUCCAUGCGUCUACGAAGUUUAUCAUAAACCUACAGAACACAUGGAGCAACAAAGCGUGGACGAAGAUGGGUUGUCUCGAAUAGAGUACUUUCGACGGCGGCUGAAUUUGUAUUCUAGCCGUUUCACUGCACCCAUCCUAUUCAGAUCCCAAAUGUUUUCUCCAAUGUCACGGGAAAGCCCUUCCAUCCUUCUUGAUUACAUUGACACAACUGUGGAAAAGUCCUCGAGAAGCAGUAGAAGUGAAGGCAAACGAGUGCAUUUUACCUUGUACCAUUUAACGCAUCGAUUCAAUGUGGAUUCCAAAUGGACCGAGCGAUUGGCUGAUGUUUUGCCCAGCAGGACUUCCAACAAAGAAGAAUCCGAUGGCCUCACUACCAUAGAAACCCGAAAGGAGAAGAGGGAAAUUACAAAGGUCUACAUUUCGCUUGCUGAUGUCAAUUUUGAUUACACACCGCCAGACUACUUCGAGACAUCAUCUCGCACGAUUCUUAGACUCGGUGAUUUUCGCUUCUCGAGUAAUAUCAUUACUCCAAUGACGAAGACACAGGCGUACAGUAUCUCGCUUGGAGAUGUCUCUUUCCAUGUCUUGGACCAGAAGUAUCCUCAUGACAGAGAAAAUAGUUCACUUUGUCGUGCAAAUCUUGUGUGGAGAUCGGCUUCUACCACAGUCUCGAGCCCACCGACUUCUGUUUUGCCGCCAACAGCAGAAACAUUACUCCGCGAGCUCGGAUUUGUGAAGGUCGUCUCCUUGGAUACAGUUGAUGCUGUUAUUCUUACGAGAGAAAAGGCAAAUAAAGCAGCCUAUGAACCAAAAACGCUUACUUGCUUGACGUUUGGUACUCUAUCCAUGAGUGCAUGCAAGGAUUCUUUCAGUUGUUUCGCAACGAGCAUGGGGGAACUUAAUGCCAAACUAACAGCCCUUACGGAUGAAGAUAUCGAUACUCUGCGAGAGGAAACGGAUUCUGAAGAAGUCGCAAGUGAAAAGGGCCCAGUUACAAGUGAAGUCACUGAGGUCCCUAAGACUUUUGUCGGGCCCACUGGUGUUGCAGGCAACGCCCAAAAACAGAAGCCACGAGCACAAUUUUUGGACGGAUAUGAUUGGACCACAGUCGAUCAUGAUCCAUUGCCAGAACUGCCAAUCCCGGAAGGCUAUGAGCAGGUAGCGGGGUGGUAUGGCGCUUUUCGAGAGGGGCAAGAUUCACCAAUUAGGAAUGGAACGACUCCGCGAAUAAUACAACAGCACUUUCCACUGCAUGCGGUAUCAGACCCAUUGUCUGAUGGUGACUUGGGUGCUUCGAAACAUGCUGGGGAUGAUGCGAAUGUUAAGCUCAAGUCGCGAUUGAUUAUUCAUCAACUUUCGGUUAAGCUUCGCUUCUUCGACGGAUACGAUUGGCCUUCAAGAAUGAGUGCUGAGCAGAGAAAAGCAGCCGGUCGUCAAGGCUCAUCCUUUGUUAUCGAAACACUACCUGAAAGUGAACGUCUUGCGCUAAAGGAACAGCAAAAGAAGGAAGCUAAAGCUAAAAAGAGUACAAAAGCACAGCUGCUGAGUAACCUGUUGGGUCCAGCAGAAGAGACUACUUCAACUUUUUACGCUGCACCCUUACCUGAAGAAAAAGCGGCAGCGAUCGAAGCAAUGGAGAAGGUUCGGCGGUUUUCCCGGAAACCCCAUCUUUUCUUUCAAUUGUCUGCGAAUGGGGUGACUCUGCGGAUAGAUUCCCUCGAAAAUGAUCCUUCCCACCGAUUGGUCAGCAUUAUGGCCCUUUCUGUUGCCGAUUUAUUCAUUGCGGAAACAGCGAGCGGACCAUCUCCUAUCAAGAUGCUUGGAGAAUGGGUGAACGACAGUGAACAUCCACAUGAUACUCGAUACGGCACUCUCAUGAUGAAGAUGGUAACUUGGCAUCCUAAAACCAGAGUUACAGAAGAGAAUGAAGUGGCUAGUGACGAAUGCGAAAUGACAAUCCAAAUCCUACCUAUGCGUUGCAUCCUGGAUCAACGCGCCAUUAACUUUAUCAAGGCAUUUUUCCAUAACGAAGAGAAGGAGGGGAAUGAUUCCGAGAAAUGGAAUGCAGGCUUACAUUACUUGCCUCCGCCACUCUUCCGAAUUGCCCGAGUAAAGCCGUGGAAACUGAAGGUUGACUAUUUGCCACAGAAAUUGGAUGUUGAUGCGCUGCGAGAAGGUAGCUUUGUGGAGCUUGUGAAUAUUAGCCCGAUUGAUGGAAUGGUCAUUACACUGAGUCUUGCCAAGGUGGAGAAUCUGGAUGGUUUUGGUGCAGUUGGCGGCGGACUGGCUGGAAAGUGGAUCCAAGAAAUUGUGGCCACCCAGUUGCACAAGUUUUUAGCCAAUGCCCGACCAUUUGAACCCUUUUCCAAUGUUGGUCAAGGAGUUGGAGACCUGAUUGUGUUGCCAUAUGAAGCCUUUCGGAAUGGAGAAGAUAUUCGACGAGCCUUGAGUUCUGGGAUCAAGUCCUUGGCGGAAACCUUUGCCUUUGAGACUCUGACGACGACAUCCCGUUUGACACAGUAUGCUGCCAACCGGAUGGCAGGUACCGUCCGAGGAAGACGACGAGUCAAUGUCGCAUCCAACCCCCUACCCUCGCGUCCUAGCCAUGCUCCUAGGGGUGUCAGUGAUGUCACAGGACACGCCAUGGAGAGCCUUGCCCGUGGAUUCCAAGCUGCCAACUACAAGGUAAUCAUUGUGCCCUACCGCGAAUACGUCCGCAAUGGAGCCACGGGUGCCGCCACGAGUGUCAUCAAGGGCGUCCCUGUCCUGCUAGUAGCUCCACUGACCGGUGCCACGGAAGCCCUAUCGUACACUUUAUUGGGAGCUCGCAAUGCAUUGCGACCCGACAUUCGCAAAGAAGAGGAAGCCAUUCGCCAUGGAAUCACUGGCUAUGACAUGUGA